Molecule: messenger RNA, 2007 nt
Organism: Komagataella phaffii GS115
Lineage: Eukaryota; Fungi; Ascomycota; Pichiomycetes; Pichiales; Pichiaceae
Product: Acetolactate synthase, catalyses the first common step in isoleucine and valine biosynthesis
Exons: 1
Coding region: 1-2007 (668 amino acids)
Biological process (GO): L-valine biosynthetic process
Cellular component (GO): acetolactate synthase complex; mitochondrion
Molecular function (GO): acetolactate synthase activity; thiamine pyrophosphate binding; flavin adenine dinucleotide binding
Source: RefSeq, a predicted model, not a curated record
AUGUUCGCCAUUAGGACGGCAAGCAGACGCUAUGCCCUUUCAAAUAGAGCCCAACGGUCGCUUUUACAAGGAGUAAGAUUCAAAUCUGCAGUAGCCACCGCUCCAACCCCGGCUUCUGCUAAGAGACCAAGACCAGCUCCAAGCUUUAAUCAAUCUACAGACCCUGAACCUUUAAGUAGCAACCAAAAGCAAAUGAUGGAUGAUUCAUUCAUCGGACUAUCAGGAGGUGAAAUUUUCCACGAGAUGAUGCUGAGGCAUAAAGUGGACACUGUGUUUGGGUACCCAGGUGGAGCUAUCUUACCAGUCUACGAUGCCAUCUACAACUCGUCACAUUUUAAGUUCGUUUUGCCACGUCACGAGCAAGGAGCUGGUCAUAUGGCUGAAGGUUACGCCAGAGCCUCAGGUAAGCCUGGUGUUGUCUUGGUUACGUCUGGCCCUGGUGCUACUAAUGUUAUUACUCCAAUGGCUGAUGCCUUAGCUGAUGGUGUUCCACUUGUCGUAUUCUCAGGUCAGGUCGUAACAUCUGCUAUUGGUACUGAUGCGUUCCAAGAAGCUGAUGUUAUAGGAAUCUCAAGAUCCUGUACCAAGUGGAAUGUAAUGGUGAAAGACGUGGCCGAAUUGCCCAGACGUAUCAACGAAGCCUUUGAGAUUGCCACUUCCGGCCGUCCAGGGCCUGUUCUAGUUGACUUGCCAAAGGAUGUCACUGCAGCCAUUUUGAAAACACCUAUUCCAAUUUCAUCCACUUUACCAAACAAAACUCUUAGUCGUCUGACAGAGGAGGUUGCCUCCGAGUUCACCAUGAAAAACAUUAAAGAAGCUGCUCACUUGCUCAACAUUGCAAAGAAACCUAUUUUGUACGUUGGUGCUGGUAUCUUGAACGACGAGAAUGGCCCUGGUCUUCUGAGAGAACUCGCUGACAAGGCACAAAUCCCAGUCACCACAACUAUACAAGCACUGGGUGCUUUCGACCAAAGAGAUCACAAAUCUGUUGAUAUGCUUGGUAUGCAUGGAUCAGCUGUUGCUAACCUCGCAAUGCAAAACGCUGACUUGAUCAUUGCUCUUGGAGCUCGUUUUGAUGACAGAGUCACAGGCACUAUCUCUAAGUUCGCUCCUCAGGCCAGAUUAGCUGCUGUUCAACACAGAGGAGGUAUCGUCCACUUUGAAAUCUCUCCAAAGAACAUCAACAAGGUUGUUGAUGCCACUGUAGCUGUUGAGGGAGACGUCACCAAGAACUUGAAUAACUUCAUUCCAUUGGUUGAAACCGUCAGCGAAAGACCUGAAUGGUUCAAGCAAAUUGACGAAUGGAAGGAACAGUAUCCCUAUGCCUACCAACUCGAGACUCCAGGCUCUGCUAUUAAGCCCCAAACGCUGAUUGCUGAAAUAUCGAAACAAUGUCAGAAACAGGACAAGGAGGUUAUUGUGACGACUGGUGUUGGUCAGCAUCAAAUGUGGGCUGCUCAGCACUGGACUUGGACCCAACCAAGAACUAUGAUCACUUCAGGUGGUCUAGGAACCAUGGGUUUCGGACUUCCAGCUGCUAUUGGAGCCCAAAUUGCCAAGCCAGACGCCAUGGUUAUUGACAUUGACGGUGACGCAUCCUUCAAUAUGACUUUGAUGGAGAUGUCCUCCGCUGUUCAAGCGGACGCUCCAGUUAAGGUUGUUGUUUUGAACAAUGAAGAACAGGGAAUGGUCACCCAAUGGCAAUCCCUGUUUUACGAGCACAGAUAUUCUCAUACACACCAAACGAAUCCAGACUUCAUGAAGUUGGCAGAGGCUAUGGGAUUCAAAGGUAUACGUGUCAAGAAACAGGAAGACUUAGUUGGAAAGGUUACUGAGUUCUUAGAAGCUUCUGAACCUGUCCUUAUGGAAGUAUUUGUGGAGAAGAAGGUUCCAGUCCUUCCUAUGGUUCCAGGAGGAAAAGCUCUAGAUGAAUUUAUCUACUGGGAUCCAGAAGUAGAGAAGGAGCAAACCGAGCUGCGUAGAAAGCGUACCAAUGGUAAGCACUAA